This is a messenger RNA of Dromiciops gliroides (monito del monte), 5396 nucleotides long. RefSeq names its product sideroflexin 5 (gene SFXN5). Lineage: Eukaryota; Metazoa; Chordata; Mammalia; Microbiotheria; Microbiotheriidae. The transcript is spliced from 14 exons. Bases 61 to 1071 code for a protein of 336 amino acids. Gene Ontology annotation, biological process: citrate transport; mitochondrial transmembrane transport; monoatomic ion transport. The record is from RefSeq and is a predicted model, not a curated record. Gene Ontology annotation, cellular component: mitochondrial inner membrane. Gene Ontology annotation, molecular function: monoatomic ion transmembrane transporter activity; citrate transmembrane transporter activity.
UGCGGCGGGGGCCGAGGAGGGACAUUUUAAAAGGGCCGGGGAUUGCAGGCAUCAGUGGCCAUGGCGGAGACUGCGGCGGCGGCAGCAGCGGCGGAAGCCGCCUCGACAGAGACCCCUCCUUUCCAGCUGGGCAAGCCGCGCUUCCAGCAGACUUCCUUCUAUGGCCGCUUCCGGCAUUUUCUGGACAUCAUUGAUCCCCGGACUCUCUUUGUCACUGAGAAUCGUCUUAAAGAAGCCGUGCAGCUGCUAGAGGAUUACAAGCAUGGGACGCUGCCGCCUGGGGUCACCAAUGAGCAGCUUUGGAGUGCUCAGAAAAUCAAGCAGGCCAUCCUGCACCCGGACACCAAUGAGAAGAUCUUCAUGCCUUUUAGGAUGUCAGGUUACAUCCCCUUUGGAACACCCAUUGUUGUCGGGCUCCUCCUGCCCAACCAGACCCUGGCUUCCACCAUCUUCUGGCAGUGGCUGAACCAGAGUCACAAUGCCUGCGUCAACUAUGCAAACCGCAAUGCGACCAAGCCUUUGCCUGCAUCCAAGUUCAUCCAGGGCUACCUGGGAGCAGUCAUAAGUGCUGUCUCAAUUGCAGUGGGCCUUAAUGCUCUGGUUCAAAGAGCAAACAAGUUCACCCCAGCCACCCGCCUUCUCAUCCAGAGGUUCGUGCCGUUCCCGGCUGUAGCAAGUGCCAAUAUCUGCAACGUGGUCCUGAUGAGGCACAAUGAAUUGGAGGAAGGAAUCGAUGUCCUGGACAGCGAUGGGAACAUCGUGGGCUCCUCGAGAAUUGCAGCCAGACAUGCACUGAUCGAGACGGCCUUGACUCGAGUGGUCCUCCCCAUGCCCAUCCUGGUUCUACCUCCAAUCAUCAUGUCCGUGCUGGAAAAGACAUUUCUCCUGCAGUCUCGUCCCCGGCUUCUUCUGCCCGUGCAAAGUUUCGUGUGCCUUGCCGCCUUUGGCCUGGCCCUGCCUCUCGCCAUCAGUCUCUUUCCACAGAUGUCAGAGAUUGAGACAUCUCAAUUGGAGCCAGAGAUUGCACUGGCCACAGCCAGUCGGACAGUGGUGUACAACAAAGGCCUGUGAGUGGAAGCAGGUCCUCUGGCCAGAGAGGCAAUUGAGCCAGAGGACCAAGUAGGGUGAGGGCUGGGGAGAGAAAAUGUCAGCCUGCCCUCCUGACUCCAAGUAGUUGACCAAGGAGUUCCAAGCUAAUACCACAUCACUAAUGUUGGAAAGGAAGUAACAUUUUCAGAGAACCACCACCUUACAGGAGGUUGGGAGGUUAAGACAGUCAUAUUUUAACAUAGGGAAGAAGGGGUGGGGGGAAAGCCUAGUGCAGGGGAGAAUCGGAUUUUAUAGAAAAGAAAUAUUAUAAUCAAGUGCAUUUCUGAGCCCUGGUGGGAAGCUUACAGAACCCAUCCCAGCACAAUCAUGAAUGAAGCUGGGAAUAAAUAUAUUGAAUGCCCUAGGGAGAAAAAUAAGGUAUUGGGGGUUUUAAAAUUUUUGUUUCUCUUUGUUUGGGGUUUUUAAAGUCAGAGUAGAGUCUUAACACUGGUUGAUGCUACAAAGAAGCCAUUUCAUAGAUGGUGGAUGUGCAUGGGAAUUGGUCGAAUGAACCUGUUGGGGUGGGGGUGGGGUGUGCAUCACAUGUUCUCCAGGGAAAACCUGAGCCCUAGAGCCCAAUCUUGCCCUGCCUAACCUGGUAUUCCCAGUAAACAGGAUUUGCGACAUGUGCCCUUUCCCCUACCCUUCUCUCCUUCCUUGAAGACCUGGAAUCCAACUGGACUGGAACUUGAGACCCUGGGGCCUUCCCAUGAAUGGAACUAGGGAAGAAUGUUCCUAUCCCCAGUAGCAACUUUCUACCCUCUAAACUCCCCUCCCCUACUGGGGAAGCUAUGGACCUGUCAUCAGGGGCACCAAAGCAAGUCUAAAUCCAGACCUUCUGGGAGACUGAGUGCCUCCACUUUGGUAGUUUGGGAAAGGGAGGCAGGAAGGGAGGCUACCAAGUAUAUGAUGACAUUGGAGGUUCCUUACAACUGUGAGUGAUUCCAAGGCUAAGGACUGAACCAUCCCUGCAAUAAAAUGUCAGAGGCACCUCAUGUGCUACAACAGGAGAGGGAUGAGGACUGGAGGGGGCUGGAGAAUGGAGGAAGAAAAUGAUAGCAAGCCUCCCAGGGUUACAGUCUAAGCUAGGGACUGACUCUCUGGAGUGCUCCCCUGAGCCCUCUGGGACAGACUAGACCUGGCCUCUGGCCCCACAUUCUAGCCAGGAGGGUCAGGAUCGGACAUAUCCGCUGGCUUGGGCAAUGGAACCACUCCAGGACUGCCUGGCACCACUUCUUCCCCCAUGGAGGCCCAUCACUAACGAGAUCUCAGAUGGCACCUUCCUGCCUAUCCAGUCACUCAAGCUGUACCAGUGGGUCCUGAAGUUCCCCCGUCCUCUGCUUCUCCCUUAUCUACUCCUACCUGAUGGAGGCAAGCUCAUCUAAAUCCUCAGAAGUGACCCAGACAUUGGCUCCCUCCAGCCUCCAAAGUCAUUGCAGCUCUAGGGGUGGAAAGAAUUCCCCUCUCCCUUCUUCCCAAGGAAAAGAGACCUAGGAGAUAAGAAUAUGCCACCCCCUUGGGACAGGGGCCAUGUAGGAAAAGCUAUCUGGGAUACAUCUGCCCAGAAAAGAUGCAACCGAGCCUUCCUCUCCUCUGGAGGACCAAUGGAGUUGGGGGCCACAAAGCAAUAAGACUCAACCUCAGGAUGGAUGUGCAACUGACCUGAAUGUUUGGGCCAAUUUGUGUUUAUUUCCCCCAGACCACUCUGCCUAAGCAGCAGCCUGCCCCCUUAGACCUGGACCUCCCUUGGAUUUGGGAAAACACCUGAAGCUUCUCCCCUCCCUCUCUUCUCCUGUUGCCCCUUUACUUGACUCUCCUCCCCAAGUGGCUUUUGAAUCAGGGGUGCCAGCGCUGUUGCUCCUGGCUCCGGUCUGAGGCUGGAUGCUUUAGCAGAAAGUCAAGAGCCCGGGGCUAGAGGUUUCAGUCCUGGCUUUUCCACUGAUUUGCUUUGUGCCCUUGGUGAAAUGACUUUCCCUCUCUGGGACUCAAUUUCCUCAUCAGUAAAAUAGGCCGUGGUAGGAGAAUAGGGACUUAUAUUGAUCUUAGAAUUCAUUUCUAGCUUCCACGUUCAAAGCUGGAUGAGGAGAAGUCUAGGCUGACGUCAGCCUGGGCGGAUCCUGUGAGGGUUCGUUUUCAGAAAGACCAACAAUUAUUAUCAAUGAUUAUGUCAAAAGAAAAAAAUCCCUGUUUUGAUAACCAUGAUGCCUCAGCUGGCUAAAGCAAGACUAGCCUCUUGGAAGGGAUCCCUGAUCCAGGCCAAACCUUAGCUAUGAUUUCAGGGUCCCUGCAGCCCUUUGUCCAUUCCUUAAAUGCAGUCAGAGCUCAAAAGGGAGAGAUUGCUGUGGCCUGGAGUGACCGCCUAUAACUUCUUAUUCCCUUACCUUAGGGCUAGGUCUCCUGUGAGAUGACCCCGUCUUCUAUGAAGAGUGACAGGACUGAAACAAGUCCUCUCUAUCCAGCUUGGGAAAAGAGGGAGCCCAACUGUGCCCUGUAGAAAUGGAGAGGAAAAUCUGGUCUAGUCCCCUUGGCUCCAAGCUGGACAGCAGCAGCUCCACCAGCCCAGGGGAGCAGGGGUGUGAUAGUCAGCUCACUUUACUCAAGGAGACUCCCUCCUGGCAGACUGAGCUAGGAAAAGAGGCCCAGAGAAGGGUAGCAACCUGCUGGAAGUCACACAGGAAUACAUUGAAGAUCAAGUUGGGGAUCAAGAUGGGUGAGACUCUCCCUUCUCUUCUGAAAUGUCAGCUUGUGGUACUAGAUAAUCUCUUGGUUUGUCAUUAGGGGGCAAGAGUGCCAACCCAGUUCCCCUGUCCGGUCUCUUUGACCCACCCAUGAGCCCUUUAGGGUGGGGGAGGCCAGAGCAUCAAGGGACAGAGAGAUCCCCAGAGCCAAGUAUAGAGGCCAAAGUCAGUGUGUCGGUCACAGGAGAAGGAGGCAAGUCCCACUGCUUGGUAACUAGUCUGGACUUGGUGCCAUAGUGACACUACCCUCACCCCCACCCCUGGUGGAGGGAGGCUCAAUAUGUGUAUUGGGGGAGGGGAAGAAGGAGAGGAUGUAUUCUUGAAUCUGGCCUAGAGCUGUCUCCUUUCUUCCCUACCUUGCCCUCGGCUGAGAAGAGUCAAUUCCACUAUAAUGUGAACUUCCUCUAAUUCCCAGGCUUUGAAUGACUGGGUUUGGGCACAGGGAGCUGGAAGUCCCCAGCUUCCCUUCCAAGAGAUUUAACUCAAAGCCUGGAGCCCUUCCCUGUCCCCCUCCAUUUAGAACUGUGCACUUUAUCUUGGGACACAGCUGCUAGCGGACAUCCCCCGAGGAGAUGGAGAGGGAGCCGCCAAACCCCACUAUGCCAGUGGCCUCAACUUCUGACUGUCUCUUUCCAUUGUCUUCCAACUGAUUUCUAGCAAUCUUAACUAAGUCAGGUGUCUUUUCUAGAAGGUGGGAAGGAUGAGGGAGAUGGUGGAGGUAGUGGAGGUGGCAGAAACCUCCUUUCCACACAAGCUGAAGAUGGGUGGAGGAGUGAUCUGCCUUUCUCCCAACCACUCUGAUCCACCAUACCCCCACCCCCACCCCAACCUUGCUAGGGAAGCAGCCUUGCAGAUAACCACUGGCCCAGAAUUUUCCUGCUUCUACCCAGGCCAGCAGAAAAGAAUGUUGGCAGGCAGGGGAAAGGGCAGAAUGCUCCCUGGUCCCUUGCAGGUUGAUGGAGGGUGCCAAGUCUGGGGGGCAGGUGGGCAGAAGCAGCUUCAGCAACUACUGAACUCAGGGUUUUGGCUGCCCUGUGAAAUAGCCCAUCUGUAGAGGUUUCUCAUCUUUCACCCAGCUGCUUCCAGAUCUCCCACAGAGAUGCAGGAUUGCUAUUCUCCCCAGGUUGGGAGGAUGGCCCAUUUGGGUCAUUCAGAUGACCAGGUCCCAAGGAUCAGACAUCAAGAGACUCCUCUAGAGGAGGAGAAUGGACCAAUCAAUGUGUCUACCCAUCCGCUCAUCAUCUUCCUUCCCUGCUCCAGCCUGGGUCCCUGAUCCGGACAGCCUCAGCCACUGUGUGUUAUCACGUCUACAAGAGUACCUUCAUGUUCUGUUUGGGGGGGGGGGGCGGGGAGGGAGGGGUGAGCCUGUUCCAAAUGGCCAAUUGUCUUCCAGCCCAGUCCAGGGUUUAAUGUGAAUAACUGUACCGCCCUAUGUACCUCGGUCAGACCAGGGCAUUUGCCAACCAUGGGCAUAGAGUCUUUUUAACCUUCUGAAUCAAUUUCUCAUUCUCUGUGAUUUAUGUAACACCAAUAAACAUCGAGGAAUAAAAAGGAGUUUUAAAGCCCUAA